This is a messenger RNA of Colletotrichum destructivum, 1512 nucleotides long. RefSeq names its product Putative zn(2)Cys(6) fungal-type DNA-binding domain-containing protein. Gene Ontology annotation, biological process: regulation of DNA-templated transcription. Gene Ontology annotation, molecular function: zinc ion binding; DNA-binding transcription factor activity, RNA polymerase II-specific. The coding region runs from base 1 to 1512 and encodes 503 amino acids. The transcript is spliced from 2 exons. Lineage: Eukaryota; Fungi; Ascomycota; Sordariomycetes; Glomerellales; Glomerellaceae. The record is from RefSeq and is a predicted model, not a curated record.
AUGACCGGUACCACGGCCGACCUACACAACCCUCUGCGCCACGCCUGUGACCGAUGCCACCUGCAGAAGCUGCGCUGCCCUCGCUCCGACGCCUCGGACAAGUCCAGGGCCAACGAGGCCUGCUCGCGGUGCCGCAAGGCCGGCGUGCCGUGCGUCGUCAGCGUGCGCGGCAAGGUCGGCCGGCCCUGCAAGGUCGUCAAGAAGAAGCCGCCGCACGGGGCCCUGUCGACCCCGCCCCCCACGGCCGACGUCCGGUUUACUCCCGGUGAAGACGCGGACGCUGCCGGCGGCCCCGGCGUUGGAACGGGCGCCUGCGAGAUGGAGCAGCCGUGGGAGUCGUCCCCGGGGGACUCCCUCGCCACCACGCUGGUCAUGGAGCCUGGCUCCCUAGACAACACGGGGGGGCUCAAGGGCAUGGUUGGCAUCGACACGGGGCUGGUCUCGAGCGCCUCCUAUGAUCCGCACUCGAGCGGCUUCGGGCAUUCGGCGGUCAGCCCACCGAUAUCGGGAACGACGUCCUACGAUUCCUUCUGCCUCACCGUUGACGAUCACGUCGAUUUCACCUCGAUGUUUCUCCCACCCAACAUGAGCGGCACGAUGGCCUCCUCGAAACUCACACAUCACCUUGGCGAUACCGACAGUCACGGGGAUUCGUGGAUGUCCACAGCGGAAAGAACUACAAACGACGCAAAAUAUCUCGACGAGGCCCUCCGUGACGCCGAGAGAUCCGAAGCAAACACAUCACCCACACCUUCUUUCUGCAGUACGACUUGUUACGGGAGGUUGCUGGAGCUGAACGUCCGGAUCCUCAGUUGCAUGACGAGCUCCGGGUCCCCCGAGGGGGUGAAUCAUCAGAUCCAGAGAGACGUCGUCGGCUUUUCCGGCGAGCUGAUCGAGGCGGCGCGGGAGAGCUUGCCGCAUCUCGUGGGCGCCUCGUUUCCCUCAAGCAUAUCCACCACAAGAGCGCAGACUGACGGCCGCGCAAGCAGCUGCGACGACGCCGAGGGCAGUACAGACUCGGACGCUGGGUUCGAAUAUUCCGGAAUGGACAAGCGAGGUCAUCUUGCGACUCAUUCGUGGGGUCAGCCAGUCCCCAAUUCGGCCGUCAUUUUCCUCCUCGUCGGCUGUUACACCCAGAUCCUGCACCUCCUCGAGUUGACGAUAAACCACCUGUCGGACCGGUUUCAUGACACUUAUCAGCACGACGCCGGCCAUGGGAACACGCCUUCCGCCAGCUCCGUGAUGGAGGCGUCGCUGACCGUCCACACGGUCACCUAUCUUCUCGGCCGCUUACACAAAGGUUUCGUUCCACCGAGACCCAGAGGAAGUGCCCAAACUUCUAUACAGGAGUCUUUUUCUGAGCAUCAGAGCUGGGAGAGAAUCUUCAUGGGACACAACGAGUCGGAAGAUGGUCUCUUGGGGCGGGCAUUCGACGAGAUGAAGAAGCGGGAGCAGUUGCUGGUGACCAAGAUGGAUCAUCUCCGACAGAUGAUAGGUGAAUUUGAUAGCUGA